GUGUGUGUGCGCGCGCGCGUCCCAGGCGCCCCGGGUUUCGCGGCGGGGGAACCGGCCCGCCAUGGCCCUGACGUCCCAGCCCCGGGCGGGGCGCUACCCCGGCUGGCGUCUGCAGGAACUGCGGUAGACGAGCGAGCGCCGCGUGUGGAUCGCCUUCCCUCCAGGUGCCCACCUGGGGUCAGGCCCGGUCACGAGAUGCCACGUGUGGCCCUGGACCCGACGCUCGGGACGCCGUAGGCCGAGGCCGAUCGGGGAAAAGACUUUUGCCAACCAUGGCAUCUGGAGACGACAGUCCCAUCUUUGAAGAUGACGAAAGCAUGGAAAAAAUGACAGAUCUUGUAGCUGUCUGGGAUGUGGCCUUGAGCGAUGGAAUCCACAAGAUUGAAUUUGAACACGGGACCACAUCAGGAAAGCGAGUAGUGUACGUAGACGGGAAGGAAAAGAUAAGAAAAGAAUGGAUGUUUAAACUGGUGGGCAAAGAAACAUUCACAGUUGGAGCUGCAGAGACCAAAGCCACCAUAAACAUUGAUGCCGUCUCUGGCUUUGCUUAUGAAUAUACCCUAGAAAUUAACGGGAAGAGCCUCAAGAAGUACAUGGAGAGCAGAUCCAAGACCACCAACACGUGGGUGCUGCACUUAGAUGGCCAGGACUUCCGAGUUGUCCUGGAAAAAGACACUAUGGACGUUUGGUGCAACGGAAAACAAAUGGAAACAGCAGGCGAGUUUGUGGACGAUGGGACAGAAACACACUUCAGCCUUGGGAAGUACGACUGUUACAUAAAGGCGGUGAGCAGCGGGAAGCGAAGAGAGGGCAUUGUCCACACCCUCGUGGUGGACAACAGAGAAAUCCCAGAGACUCCCGAGUGAUUUCUCUUCAUACACUGUAGUCCGAAGAAGUCAAGAUCAGAACUUUUUAAUGACUGGUAAUUAAAUAUGUUCCACAGGUAACUUCUCGGUACAUUUAGUCUGCUACGUUGGUUUGUUUUUUUUCAAGUCAUUUGAAACUAAUAUUCCAAGGGUCAGGGGAGAAAAAUUAUGUGCGACCAUAAUAGCCAUUGCAGUUUAUUUUUUAAAUAAUGUAAAAUGCUUUAGAGCCAAAUGGAAAAUAAGGCAGACCACAAUCAUUAGUGGUUCACUAACAGUAAAUUGUAAUAAACUGUGAAAUAAAAUUGGCGACUGGA
Molecule: messenger RNA, 1180 nt
Organism: Perognathus longimembris pacificus (Pacific pocket mouse)
Lineage: Eukaryota; Metazoa; Chordata; Mammalia; Rodentia; Heteromyidae
Gene: Faim
Product: Fas apoptotic inhibitory molecule
Exons: 6
Coding region: 273-866 (197 amino acids)
Biological process (GO): canonical NF-kappaB signal transduction; negative regulation of extrinsic apoptotic signaling pathway via death domain receptors; positive regulation of neurogenesis
Source: RefSeq, a predicted model, not a curated record